Molecule: messenger RNA, 2601 nt
Organism: Caenorhabditis remanei
Lineage: Eukaryota; Metazoa; Nematoda; Chromadorea; Rhabditida; Rhabditidae
Exons: 12
Coding region: 1-2601 (866 amino acids)
Molecular function (GO): RNA binding; protein binding
Source: RefSeq, a predicted model, not a curated record
AUGCCGCCAACUGGCGAUGAACAUGACGGUUCGGGUCCGGCUUCGGAGAGAUCGCCUCGACACCAUGCCGGAUUCCAGCCACUCGCUAAGAAAGAGUCACCUCAUUCGGGUCGCGGAGGAGCAAGAAUGAUUAAUGUUGGAACCAAUUGCAGAAGAAUUGUUCUGUCUCCAAAGUUCACUGUGUACCAAUACGCCGUGACUAUCAAUUAUGUCUUCAGCCGCCCAGGAGGAGGUGAAGUAACCAUUCCAAUUUCGAAGUCCAACAAAAUGGACAAAGAGCAUGAAAAGGACAAAAAUAGAUGCAGGAGUGUAUACACAAAAGCGAUGAGCAGCUACGUGAAUCUGAAAAAUGGUGGAACAUUGUUCUAUGAUGGCCAAGGCAUUCUCUGGAGCUUGUCGGAACUGGAAAAUGAGAAUAUCUCGCUGAUCAUCACUGAAGGAAUCAGCAAACGACCAAAUUUCAUUCGUGCCGAGUUCAAGUUGAACAAGAUUCUUGGCUCCGGUGAGCUUUCCUCCGACGACGUUUGGAAAUCAGUUCAUCAAUGUCCUGGCGAGGCGGAUAAGUCGAUUCAUCAAGCAAUCAGCACUAUGAUUGCAGAAGGGCCUAAUUCAAGAUUGAGUGUGCUAGAAGUCAACAACACAACCCACUAUCUCAUGAAGGGCAAUAAUCUUCCAAUUCAUCUUGAAAAGUUCCCAGAAGGAGAAAUCUCGUCAGCUGUCGGAGUCACGAAAUCAAUCAAAACAUUGGAGGGAUUUGACGGAAACCCAAGUCUUUUCAUGACAAAUGACAUCAAAGUCUCGCUUUUCCACCCUAAUCUUUGUUGGCCACUUAUAAAAGUAUUCUCGACUUUUAAUGGAUUCCACUGCAGAUUGUCAGCUGAAAACAGCGUCGCGCGCAAAAUUUUCGAACACCACAAAAACUGUUAUGUUGUUCUGGACUACGGAGAGUUUAAACAUCUCGGAGUCGAUGGAUCUGUUAUGAUGAUUAAAGGAUUCGCUGCGAGCGCAAGGAAUCAAGAAUUUCAACAAGACAGCGGAUUAAUGAUCUCUGUCUACGACUACUUCCGCAGCCGUCACAAUAUUGAGAUCCAAUACCCUGAUCUCUUCACUGUCGCUGCUGUAUCUCUUAAUGCAGAAAGACGUGUAUCGUACUUCCCGCCAGAAGUCCUUCGAUUGGCUCCGGAUCAGAAGGUAUCGAAGGAAAGAAUGACAAAAGAAGAGGAGAGCAGACUGAUCAGGAUGAAUGCAUUGAAACCUGAGCAGCGUAUGGAUAUCGUUGACAGGAUCGUUGAACAAGUGGGAUUGACCAAUGAAGUAAACCCAGAUGUCUUCAGAAUCGAGCAACCGAUGAUUGUCCCUGCAGUCGUUCUUCCAGCUCCACAUCUCAACUAUUCAUCAAACAACAGUAGACAUUUUGUGGAACCAAAGAAGCUAACGAACUGGGAAAUCGUAUUUCUCAAUGAUGAAACUUGUUGGGACGUCGGUGAUAUUCUGAUGAAUGAAAUGUUUGAAUGUGGGAUGCAAGUGGAACCACCAAGUUUCUCUCACAUCAGAAAUAAAGAUGUUCACAGCAUCUUCACAAAUGCGAUGAGAACAGGAAAGCAACUGCUCUUCUUUGUUCUCAGUAAACAAACUGCUUACCACGAAUUCAUCAAAGCAUGCGAGCAGAGAUAUGAUAUUCUCACUCAGGAAAUUAACUUGGAAAAAGCUCGUACCCUGGCAAGACAGGCGAGAACCCGGAGAAAUAUAGUCAAUAAAACCAACAUGAAACUUGGAGGAUUGAACUAUAAUAUUGGCUCCAACUUCUUGAAUGAAGAGAACAUUCUCGUCCUCGGGUUCUCACUCUCACACACUGCUUAUGGAGAGUCGGAGGUAGUGUCAGUUGGAUUUGCUGGAAAUAUUCUGGAUAGAGCUCACAAAUUCUGUGGAGGAUUCUACUACACAAAAAGAACCAAAGACAUUUUCGGAGAUGUCAUCUACGAUGUACUGAAGGAUUCGCUCAAGACUGCCCGUAAAAAUAGGGCGAUGAAGGCCGAGAAGGUCGUGAUCUACUUCAAUGGGAUCGCAGAGAGCCAGUUGGCAACUGUGAACGAGGUGUACACUAAGAAGUGUCUGGAAUGCUUCGCUUCGCUCAAAGCGUCAUACGACCCUGAACUAAUUGUCAUGGCAGCGACCAAGAUGCACAGCACAAGGCUCUUUGACUCGUUUCAGGGGAGAGUGUGCAACUUGAAGCCGGGCACCAUCGUCGACACAGCUAUCGUCUCUCCCGUGUACAAUGAGUUUUACCAUGUGGGAGCCAAUGCCAUCCAAGGAACUACUAAACCCACGAAAUACACAGUCAUUCAUUCGUCGAAGAGAGUUGAUAUGGAAUACUUGGAAGAGCUCACGAACAGUCUCUGCUAUGACCAUCAAAUCAUCGAGAGUUCGAUCAGUCUUCCAGUUCCUCUCUUCAUCGCUUCCGACUGUUCGGAGAGAGGAACCGCAGAUCUGAAGUAUUGUGAUGAGUCACUCUUCGAAAAUGGAGAAUUCCAAAAGGAGAAAAUUAACGACAUGUUCACCUACAAGUACAAGAAACUCAAAGAAACUCGUUUCAACGCUUAA